Leptidea sinapis is the source of this 885-nucleotide messenger RNA. Its product is annotated as protein lethal(2)essential for life-like. Gene Ontology annotation, molecular function: protein folding chaperone. Lineage: Eukaryota; Metazoa; Arthropoda; Insecta; Lepidoptera; Pieridae. Gene Ontology annotation, biological process: protein refolding; response to heat. The transcript has a single exon. The coding region runs from base 43 to 804 and encodes 253 amino acids. The record is from RefSeq and is a predicted model, not a curated record.
ACACGGACCCACCAUUCUAACGAAAGCGAUACGACUGAGAACAUGUACAAAGCAAUCAUAUUCGCCGCGAUUUUAACACUCACCACGUGUGAGGAGAAGCCAUACAAAACACAUCAUUAUGUCGAUCCGUUUGCGCUUUUAGAUCGACACCUGUCACACAAUCUUGCUUACCUUUGGCCAUGGAGUCAUCUGAUCCGAGCAGCAGCUGCACUGGACCUAGAAGAGAGUUUAGAGGAACCACAGAUCAUAUCAGACUCAGAGAAAUACAUGGUCAGAUUGAAUGUGCGCCACUUUAAGCCAGAAGAGCUGAAAAUCAAAGUGAAGAACCGUUACAUGAUUGUUGAAGGGAAACAUAAGGAUAAAGAAGAUGAUAAACGGUUUAUUGGUAAUCAUUUCAUGCAGCGUUUCGUGCUUUCGCCUGGCGUUAAGCAAGAGGAAAUUAAGGCUGUAUUAAACGAGAAAGGAAUUCUCUCAAUAUCAGCACCAAAACACGAGUUACCGCCACCUCCGCCAGAAAUUGAAGUGCCAAUUGAAGUAAUUAAGCCUGAACAUAAUAAAGAAGUUGAAAAAUUAGGUAACAAGCCACAAGACAAAAACCAAACGGAAGAUACUGAUAACAAUAAGGAUAUAUUUACAGCCCCGGUGACUCCAAUAGACCAGAUAGAGACAGAAGCAACAACUCAUAUUGGUAAGAUAAGGAAGAAGGAACUGAAAACUACCACGAAGACAACUAAUGACAACGAGGUUACGAAAGGUGGAGACGGCAAUGGCUUAGAUUAUGCAUUGAUAGAGGCUGAAGAGUGAUUACAAAUAAGAUUAUGCAAGACUGGUGCAAAGCUUUAAGUGUUGAGUUGUUGUUAGUUAAUACAGUUAUUUAUUAAAUUA